Haliotis rubra (blacklip abalone) is the source of this 2462-nucleotide messenger RNA. RefSeq names its product cell death abnormality protein 1-like. The record is from RefSeq and is a predicted model, not a curated record. Lineage: Eukaryota; Metazoa; Mollusca; Gastropoda; Lepetellida; Haliotidae. Bases 32 to 1486 code for a protein of 484 amino acids. The transcript has 4 exons.
UGUACGUAUUAUUAUUUUUCAGAAAAAAAUCAUGGCAUUUUUGGUAUUCCUAACGUUUGCCUGUUUGAUUCUUUCAACACCAGCUGACCACUGUCACGAAAGCCAACACUGUUCAAACUGUGAUCCGGCAUCAGGAAACUGCAUCACGGAAUGCGAAACUGGAUAUUACGAUCUAAAAUGCAGGUCUGAUUGCAGCAAGAAUUGCAAAGAGAAGAAAUGCAAAUUAUCAGAAAAUACUGGCAUUGGUAAUUGCACAGAAGGUUGUGAACCAGGGUAUCACGGUGUAAACUGCAAACUAAUUUGUUCAGUUCCAACACAAAACUGCUCCAAAUGUCCGGGUGGAUGUGACGGGGAAUACUGUCAAGAUUCCUACUACGGCUCAGCUUGCAAGGAUUGUUCCAAGAGAUGUCAAUCGUGCAAUAGAAUAACAGGAACAUGUGACCAGUGCCAUUCACAUUAUCAUGGCAAAAACUGUGAGUACUCGUGUAAUUACUGUUCGGGAUCAUGUGUCGGUGAAUGUGCACGAGUAUGUGCUCCUGGAUUAUACGGGAUUGAAUGUGCUGAAAUGUGCAGUGAAAACUGUCUUCCUAACCCAGUGUUCUAUUCUGAGCGCCAGUGUGUGGAAGAAAAUGGAAACAUUACAAACGAGUGUACACCAGAAUGCCACAACGAGAGUGGUCACUGCAUUCAUGGAUGUGUGGCUGGAUGGUAUGGCCCAACGUGUGAAUUUCAGUGUAACCUCAACUGUUUUAACAAACAAUGUGACAACACAAGUGCGUGUGACGAAGGUUGUACAGCGGGUCAUUUUGGAAAGGACUGCAAACCAUGUUCUUACAUCUGCGCUAGUUACACUUGCAAAUCAAACAACGGGUCUUGUUUACACAACUGCAGCAGUGAGGUGUAUGGACAAUUUUGUAAUCUCACCAGUAAGACAUGCAUUGAUGAUGUGUGUGCUCAGAUUACUGACAAUUGUAUCAAGGAAUGCACCAUCACUGAGGAAAGAUGUAAGCGUAAUUGUUCAGAAGACAUUCCAACAACCGAGUGCAGCGACGAAUCUUGUGUCACAGGUAAAUCGGCGAGUGGCAUAAACCUGUAUGCAGUAUCACUGAUAGCAGCACUGUUUGUGGCAGUGGCAGGAUGUUGCAUCUGUUACCGCAGGGGUCUCACUACGACGAGGAAUAAUCAGCAGGGUGAGAGUGAACAUGGAGCAGAAACACCACAAGAAGAAAGAGGAGAGUACGAGGCCUUACAUCGGUAUUGGAAAAUUAGAGAAACAGACAUGGACAUGGAGUCUGAGACAUCAAACAGCCAAGAAAUCGGGCAAGAUAUGGCCGCCGCCUUUCCUGUUUUAGCGGGUUGUUCUUUCCAAACAAGAGGCACUGGUGUUGCUGACGGAGAUGCAAACACAACAGGAACUUCUUCUGGAGCAACAGAAACGCACACAGCUAUAGAUGCACGAUAUAUAUCGCCAGUUGCUGAUGAUUAGAUUUUAACCUGAUUGUAGUGAAUCGGUGAGUUAGUAUAGUCGUACGCUGAUCUUAGCAAUAUCUAAGAAAUAUCAGGCGGGGACACUAGUAAUGGGUUUCAAAAUUUUACACAAGUGGGGAAUCGACCCACCGUGACGAGUGGGCGCUUUAACCAUUAGUUUACACCGACCGCCCCUAACCUUAUUGUAAGCAGUAAUAAGAUCAAUAGAAUGUAUGAUAUUGGACCCUUAUUCGUCCCUGAAUUUACAUGUCAAUUGUUAAAGGUGUUUGUAUCAUUUUGAUCAGGACCAUAUAGCUUCGUUCGUGAGGAUUGCCAGACUUGAAAUCUAACUACAUUUAGGACGUUGUUAUUCCUUUGUAAUCGUUUUAAUGUUUAUACAUUUGUCCAUAUAGCAUCAUGCUGUCAAAGUUAUAUCAUCAUCAAUAAAUAUUUGUAAAUGAGCACAUUUGGAACAUCACACGGUGCUUUGGGGGAACUGCAGGGGUCACGUUUGGAGAAUAUCACCGGGUAACAAAAAAGGCCCUUCAUCAUCUUGUGGUCGUAGGACCAUCCAUGUUCAUCGCUGACCGCCAGUUAGCACAGCUCGGCAUCGUGACAAUCAGUUGGGCAUAGAGAUAUUGCUGUCCAUAGAUUUUAUUCUCGAACUGUUUCAUCGCAUGAUAUUAUGCAUUGUCAUCAAUUGGGUUAUCUGGCAUGGGCAGGCAACGUUAUUCAUGCAUUGAAGAUGAUUUACAAAGUCUGGUUUCUACGCAGUUGAGAGGGUAUGUAGUACAAUGCAGAUAUUGUCUUGCAUUUGUGGUCAUUUUUGCCUCCAUAAGAAUUGUACAUAUCUUAUUUGUACAUUGAUUAUUGGUAAACUCUGUCAAAAAAGAAACGCAACCCCUGCCAUCAGAUAUUAAAAAUUCGUUUGAAUAAAGUUAUUGCUUCCAAACUAAAUCUUAUUCAAAUGUAUUGAAAUUAUACACGUAUUUUAU